AUGAUCAAAUAUCUUCUGUUCGCAUUUUCACUAUUCUACAUAUCUUCAUCGCAAGAUGACUUCAUUUCUCCUGCAGUUCGAGUUGCCAGACUUCAGAUUAACUAUGAUAAUGCAAAUCCAAAGGAGAUUGAGAAAGUCGAAAAAUGGAACUCAAUAAUGAGGAACAGCGUUCUAGCAUCACUUAAGUUUAUCAACAAGCAUUGGCUGAUUUGUGGAGGAGAAAGAAGCUCGAACGAUUGUGGUAAAGCACAAGUAACUGGAGAGUCAAUAGGUCCAGUAAACUACAGAAUCAACGUUACUUUCAUAGCAGAAAGAGAUCCAAUCAAAAAUGCAAAAGUAGAAGCAACUUCCACAGUGAGUGCGGUCACUCAGAUUGGAUUGAAAGGAGGCAUUUUCCAAUAUACCAACGCACUCAAAGUUCUUGGAAAACCUUCUUCCAUACUUUCCUUUGAUGAAGCAUUCUUCUGUUACAAAGGAGCUACACUCAUCGAUGGAGAUAAAUGCCGUCCCUGUUCUCCCGGACAUUAUUUUCGUGAAGAUGAAUGCCAUUCAUGCGGCGAAGGCGAGUUUCAACCUGAAGCUGGACAAGUCUUCUGCCAUCGUUGUGCAACAUCUACAACCUCCACGAAAGGAACAGCUAAAGCGUCCGACUGCUUCACUAUAUGUCCAUCAGGCUUUUUCUACGAUUCAAUAUCCAAAUUCUGCGAACCAUGCAGUUUCAGAGGAUUUCAACCUGAUGCGGGUAAAAAUCGUUGUUUAUCGUGUCCUCCAGGAACUGUACCGUUAUAUCUUAACUCAACUUCUAUUGAUCAUUGUUUGGAAAACUGCCCAACAGGAUUUCAACGUUCAUCAGACGGACAGAAAUGUGUCAGCUGUCCCAUUGGGUCGUUUAAAUCGUCCACAGAUAGUGUUUGCAUGCUGUGUCCUCCAGGCCAGACCACAAUAGAAGAGGGUAGCAAAUCCAUGGAAGACUGUUCGAUCAAAACAUGCUAUCCGGGAACUUUUUGGAAUUCAACAAGUCUUCAAUGUGCAGCAUGUCCCUAUGGCACUUAUGAAGAUGAAUACGACAGUAGAUUGUGUAAAACAUGUCCAGCUGGAACUACAACUUAUCAAACAGGAACAAACUCCGUUUUACAAUGCCUGCUGACCAAUCAAUGUAAAUCAGGAAAGCAUGGUUGUCACUGGUUAGCAGCUUGUAUGGAUUUGCCAGAUGAGGGGAACAAGCCGAGAUAUUCUUGUAAAUGUAAACCUGGAUACGUUGGUAAUGGAUAUACCUGUUCUGAUAUCUGUGCAGGAUUUUGUAAAAACGGUUCUACAUGCCUCAAAACAGGGAGAGGAGAAGUAAAAUGUGUUUGUUCAAGCGGAACAACUGGAAGACGUUGUGAGAAAAGAAUCGCCUGA
This is a messenger RNA of Auanema sp. JU1783, 1401 nucleotides long. The record is from the annotation of a GenBank genome assembly. Lineage: Eukaryota; Metazoa; Nematoda; Chromadorea; Rhabditida; Rhabditidae.